Messenger RNA from Paramecium sonneborni, 1754 nucleotides. The record is from the annotation of a GenBank genome assembly. NCBI's taxonomy places the organism in Eukaryota, Ciliophora, Oligohymenophorea, Peniculida, Parameciidae.
AUGUUUGGUAAGGUGAUUGUCUUAAUCAUGUCAAUAUUAAGUCUUAUUCUCAUUUACAAUUUUAUUAGGAUUUCGCUUGUUUAUAAAAAUAAAUAAGAAGUCGAUCAAAUAUUAACAUACUUGAACAAAUACUUAACAACACAUUAUUAUGAUCCUCCAAACAAUCAUUCAGCAGUAUAAAUAUAUGAUUAAGAUGAUAGUAUAAUUCAAUUUUAGUGCAACCAGAAUUUGAUUAUUGCAAAAGGUCAGAUUUAUACAAAUUUUACCAUCCUGAUGUAAUAAUGACAGACACAUAUACUUUUAGAGAAGCUAAAGGAGUGAUCAAAAAUGCUUUGAGAUCAUCUUACUAUGAUUGCAUUCCUCAAAUGUAUCUUAAAUUAGGGAAUUCUCAAAGUAAUCACAAUUUAUAAAAUAUUGCUAGCUUUGUCAAAGCAUGUGUUACCAGAACAAUUAACUUUACCAUUCACAUAUUAUGAUUAAUUAAUACAUAAAUUCAAAGUAGGAUAAGGUAUUGAUUAUUAGAUAAGCUUUUAGCAUCUCUUUGCUUGUUCUAAAAAUACAACCAUUUACCAUCACGACACGUUCUUUCUCAUAAAGACAACCUUAUGAAUAAUUAAUAUAAAUACAUAGAUUCUUUAAGAGAUAAAGGAAUUGAUUAAGAAUGUAUUAAUAAUGCAACCUUCAUUCCCAAAACCUAUCGUCUAUUUUAGAAGUAAGAUUGUAAAGAAUUUUUUGAAUAUUUAAAUUCAAAUGAAUAUUAAGAUAAAAUAGCUUAAGAAGGACCCUAAUUUAUAACCAAGGUGGGUUUAGAAGUUCAUAGAGGUAGAGGUAUAAAAGUAUUAUUUCCUGAUGAAACUAAGAAAUUAUAGGAAACUUAUAAAAAUGGUAAGAGAUGUGGAGCAGAUCAUUCUUUAUUAGUUGCACAAUAAUACAUAGGAAAUCCUAUGUUAUAUAAAAAUCAUAAGAUUGAAUUUAGAAUAUAUUGGGUGUUGGCUUCAACUAAUCCAAUUAUUGCUUAUGCUUAUGAUAAAACUUUAAUAAGAAGAUGCAUAGUUCCUUUUGAUAAAUUCUCUUUGAAUAAAGAAGCUCAUGUAUGUAAUACAGCCAUAGUGAAAAGUACUCUUAAAUAACGAAGAUCAGAUUUAGACUUAGAUGAUGAAAAUGCUGAUGAAUCUGAAUUAUUUAUAGAUUGGAAAUUAGAUUAUUUAUAAGAUUUAUUGUUAAAAUAAGGAAAGAUUAAGGAUCGUAAAUGGCUUUAAAAUUAUCUUUAUCCUACAGUUGAUAGAAUGAUUAUACAUGCUAUAAAAUCCGUUGAAGGAUAAAUAACAAGAGAUAGUAGAUUAGCAGAGUUCUUUGCUGCUGAUUUUAUUUUAACAGAUGAUUUAAAAAUUCAUAUUAUGGAAAUCAAUUAUAAUCCAUAAACAUUAAAGACUACAUUAGCUAGAGAAAAAUAACAUACAAAAAUGACUUAAGAUAUGAUUGAUAUUCAAAAUGCAUAUUUAAGAAGUAAGUAUAUAAGAUUUAAAAAAAUUAUUUAUAAAAUCUUAGCUAAAAUGAAAUAUGAUAAAAGACCUCUCGAUUAUAUUAUUACGCCAAAAAAUUUAGAAGAAAUAAACUAAGCUUAUAAGGAUAAAUUAGAUUAAGGAAUUAAAUUAAGAGAUGAUAAUCUUUUCAGAUUAGUCAUGGAUGAAAAUUUGCCUGGGACUAAAAAAUAUAAAGAUUUAAUAUAAACCAAAUGCUUAUCACAUAUAUGA